This is a messenger RNA of Solanum stenotomum, 1366 nucleotides long. Its product is annotated as F-box/kelch-repeat protein At3g06240. Gene Ontology annotation, molecular function: protein binding. The coding region runs from base 63 to 1175 and encodes 370 amino acids. The record is from RefSeq and is a predicted model, not a curated record. The transcript has a single exon. Lineage: Eukaryota; Viridiplantae; Streptophyta; Magnoliopsida; Solanales; Solanaceae.
AAGUGGAGAGUGAAGCCAAAAUCAAGUCAACCAUUUCUCACUCAAUCCUUCCAUAAAAAAAAAUGUCCAUUUUCAAUGGAGGUUAUCUCCCUCAAGAACUCUUAAUCAACAUCUUCUGCAGAUUACCUGCAAAAUCCAUAGGCCAAUUAAGGUGUGUAUCAAAUCCAUUAAAUUCAAUUCUCUCUAAUAAACAAUUCCUCAAAUCUCACUUCACAAGAAUCCACUUUCAAGAGCCUGAAAAACUCAUUCUUUUAUCAAAUUCCCACUCUUUUCACACUAUAACCUUCAAAAACAUUGGUGUUUUUUCAAAUUCCAUCAAUUUUCAGCAAACCCCAAGUGACCAAUUUGUUGAUGUUUGUGGAUCUUGUAAUGGGUUGGUCUUGAUUUUGAAUAAAGAUGACACUAUAGUUGUAAUAAACCCCAUAACCCUAGAUUGCAAGAAAAUCCCAAAUUCCCCUUUUGCUCUUGAUCCAGUUGGUAGUUUUAGUAUGUAUGGAUUUGGGUAUGAUUAUGUUAAUGAUGACUAUAAGAUUGUUGUGAUUUCUCGUUAUGACCAUGAUAAUGAAUAUGAGCCUGAUGUUUUAGACAUGUUUAUGGAUAUUUACUCAUUAAAAGUUGGAUCUUGGAAGAGGAUUAAGAGUUCACCUUAUGAUCAUGCUGUUCCUGAGCUUGCUUCUGGUGUUUUUGUGAAUGGUGCUUUGCAUUGGCUAGCUAGUAAAAAGCCAGAUUAUGUAUCUGUUAUUGGUGCUUUUGUGUUGAGUGAUGAGGAGUUUGUUGAAGUUCCAGCUCCUAAGAGUCUUGAUAAAGAUAAAUUUGUGUUCAAUAAACUUGUGGUGCUUAAAGGGUGUCUUUGUAUGGUUGUUGAUAAUCUAGAGGGUUAUGGUAAUAGAAUUGAUGUUUGGAUGAUGAAGGAGUAUGGUGUGGAGGAAUCUUGGACAAAGUUUUGUGUUGAUGGAAUUGAUUUUUAUGACUUUUUGAAACCUUUGUGUUUUAUAAGAGAUGAUGAAGUUGUGGUGAAUGUGGAUGGGGAGAAGUUGAUGGUUUAUAAUUUGGAAGAAGAGAUAUCAAGGGACUUGGAAGUUGAUGGAAUUCUUGGUAGGUUUGAUAGUGUUGGAACUUUUGUGGAGAGUUUGGUGUCUCCCGUCGAUCCCAACUUGUUUGAAACAGAGGCGUAGUUAUUAUUGUUAUACUCUCGUACUUCCUCAUUUCAACGGUCUUUUUUUCAAAGAAAUGAGGGGACCAACAAAGGGUGCAGACUACGGUGGAAUAGUAUAAGUUCUUCCAACCUUAAUCAAAAGUAUCAGAUUUGAGUCUUCACAAUGGAGUUUUUCUCGAUAGGGAGCACUAAGAUCUCCAUAAUAGAUUU